Vitis riparia (riverbank grape) is the source of this 723-nucleotide messenger RNA. RefSeq lists its product as uncharacterized. The coding region runs from base 63 to 212 and encodes 49 amino acids. The record is from RefSeq and is a predicted model, not a curated record. The transcript is spliced from 3 exons. Lineage: Eukaryota; Viridiplantae; Streptophyta; Magnoliopsida; Vitales; Vitaceae.
AGAGAGGAGGUGGUGUGAUCGAAAAAUUAUUCAAUCUCUCGGUCUCGGGGCUUCUCUCUAAAAUGGCGCAGCAAACAUCAUCACGGCCAUGGUUUCUGGAAUUGGUGCCUCUAAUGGUUCUCUUUCUGAUUGCUGCUCACGUCUUGGCUUUGGUUUACUGGAUUUACAGGUUAGCUACUGAGAAACAACCUCAGCGAAGAAAGGCACACUAGAAAACAUUUCAAUUUUCGGAUGUACACUGAGGCAGUUUAACAGUGGAUUUGAUUGGAUACAAUGACAAAAUGUUAUGUAUAUACAAGAUUGUUUGUAAGAUGCUGCAUUUACGCAUUCAUUAGUUUCAAUUCUUUUUCCACAGAAGAUGCGAUAUGUGGGCCUUUGCCUCCAUGAUGUUCCCCGGAAGUUUUAAGCUUUGCUUCGUUUAAUCAGAUUGGACCUGGCCUUUCUUUUUUGGGGCUUGGCCAGAGUACGGUGCUGAGGCAGGGCAGGCUUUAUAUUUGAAUAUUUUGAAAGUACUUUUAGUCUGGUGGGAUCAGGCUUUGGAGAAAUUAAAAUUUGGUUUCAAGAUGAUGUGAUCUUUGGAUGUAGAAAUUUUCUUGCAUAACUUAUUUUUUUUUUCGCUCUUAUUGCUAUUAUUAUUUGUGGCAAAAAUCAAAUUUGAUGACAUUGAAAUCAAAUGAUGAGCAAACUGUAGGUUAUGAAAUCUCAUUUCAGAAAUUCAACUCA